CUGAAGCCUGGGCACGCCAGGCUGUCCAUCCAGGCCAUCGUUCCCCUGAUCACAGCCACCUCCCAGAGCACACUGGAGAUGCUGAGGGCAAUCUGGGUCUGGCUCUGCCACAACAUUGAAUAUGAUGUGGAUGGCUUCUUAGGGCUGUCUCAGAAGAUCCACAUGCCAGAGCAGGUCCUGCAAACGGGGAGAGCUGUGUGUUCUGGCUAUGCCCAUUUAUGCCAGGAAAUGUGCAGGGAAGCGGGGUUGACCUGUGUGGAGGUCCCAGGGCUUGGCCGGAGCCCAGGCUCCCGUGGAGGCCGGUGGUGCCAGCAGCAGAAGAGCAGCCACAUGUGGAACGCGGUGGAGCUGGAAGGACAGUGGUACCUCCUGGAUGCUUGCUGGGGUGCAGGGACUGUGGAUGCAGAGAACAGGUUGUUCAUGCCCAGGCAUGAUGAUUUUUUCUUCCUUACUGACCCUGAGCACUUCAUUGAGUCCCACUGGCCAGAAGACCCCCAGUGGCAACUUCUCCAGCCCCCAGUCUCACGGGAAGACUUUGAGCAGAGGAUCUAG
Molecule: messenger RNA, 552 nt
Organism: Merops nubicus (carmine bee-eater)
Lineage: Eukaryota; Metazoa; Chordata; Aves; Coraciiformes; Meropidae
Product: kyphoscoliosis peptidase-like
Exons: 5
Source: RefSeq, a predicted model, not a curated record